ACAACAAAAGACCUAAAACCCCUCUCUCGUGUUCUUUCUUCUUCUUCUUCUUCUUCGCGUUGCUCUCUCGUCGUCGGCGGCAGAUUAAAAUCGUUAUCAUAUCGUUUCGACACUCUUGCAAACAUUCCAAUUAGAACAAAACAAAAAAAAAGGUCAUCUUUUUCUUCUCUUAGAAACAUUAGUUUCGAAGUCUCUUCAAUUCUACAGUUGCAACAACGAGCUCUUUCAAAGGCAAACAAUGUCGAGGAUAUGCGUUAAAAAUUUGCCCAAACAUGUGAAAGAGGAUCGACUUCGAGAUGUAUUUUCACAGAAAGGAGAAAUCACUGACGCCAAAUUGAUGCGUUCCAUUGAUGGUAAGACUAGACAAUUUGCCUUUAUUGGAUUUCGUAGUGCUGAAGAAGCUCAAGAAGCUAUUAAGUAUUUCAACAAGUCUUUUCUUGAUACUUCUCAGAUUUUUGUUGAGAUUGCGCGUAAAGUCGGAGAUGAGAACGCUCCUCGUCCAUGGAGUCGUCUUUCGCGUAAGAAAGAAGAGAAAGUUAAUGAGGAUUCUGAAAAAUUGUCUAGUGGACUGUUAAACAAUGGUAAGGCUAAAGGAGGCAAAAAGAGUAAACCAGAGGUUGAUGAUCCUGAGUUCCAGGAAUUUCUUGACGUUCAUCAGAGGGGUAACUCGAAAAUCUGGUCCAAUGACAUAUCGAUUCCUCAUCCCCCUGAACAAACAGGAAAAGGAAAGGUCUUGAUGAAGAAAGCGGAUGAGCCAACGGUUUCCAAUGAUACUGAGCCUGACAAAGUUAUAACAUCAUCUGGUACUGAAAAGACUAAGAAGAGCAAAGCUGUAGCUCCCACUGAUGAUGUUUCUGAUAUGGAAUAUUUCAAGAGUAGGAUUAAGAAAAAUAUGUCGGAUUCUGACAGUGAUGAUGAAACUGAUAGUAGUGAAGAUGAAGUUGGUGAUGCUGAUCUUGCGGGGAAUGAUAGUGGUAAAGCUGAUGCAGACGGUCUUGAUACUGCUAUUCGUAAUUUCCCUAUUGAUGGUGAUGUCGAAGCUGGUGGAAUCGAUAAAGAUAUUGAUGGCGAUGCCAUGGAAGUAGAAGCCGAUGAAAAGGUGGCUCAAGAAUCGAAAGCUGACAGUGAUGAUAUUCUUGACACUGGUCGCCUUUUCGUUCGUAACCUGCCUUACACUGCAACAGAAGAAGACCUUAUGGAACAUUUUAGCAAAUUUGGUGAUAUAUCAGAAGUCCAUCUUGUUCUUGACAAGGAGACGAAAAGGUCCAAAGGAAUUGCCUACAUCCUUUACCCGAUUCCGGAAUGUGCAGCAAGGGCAAUGGAGGAACUAGAUAACUCAAUUUUCCAGGGCCGGUUGUUGCAUAUUUUGCCAGCCAAGCACCGUGAAACGUCUGAUAAACAAGUGAAUGAGACUUCUAACCUGCCAAAAACAUUCAAGCAAAAGAGAGAGGAACAAAGAAAGGCAUCUGAAACUGGUGGUAAUACAAAGGCUUGGAAUAGUUUAUUCAUGCGACCCGAUACUGUUCUAGAAAACAUAGUCAGGGUGUAUGGUGUAAGCAAGAGUGAGUUACUUGACCGUGAAGCUGAAGAUCCUGCUGUGCGCCUUGCUUUGGGAGAAACAAAAGUGAUUGCGGAGACCAAAGAAGCCCUUGCGAAAGCUGGAGUAAAUGUUUCCUCUUUGGAAGAAUUUGCUGCAGGUAAUGGUGAUGAGAAGAACCGAAGCAAACAUAUCCUCUUAGUAAAGAAUUUGCCAUUUGCUUCCACUGAAAAGGAACUAGCUCAAAUGUUUGGAAAAUUUGGAAGUCUAGACAAAAUUGUCCUCCCUCCGACGAAGACGUUGGCCUUGGUUGUUUUCCUUGAGCCUGCUGAGGCACGCGCAGCUAUUAAGGGAAUGGCAUACAAGCGUUACAAAGAUGCUCCCUUGUAUCUGGAGUGGGCUCCUGGAAAUAUUCUUGAGUCUGAUAACAAUGAAAAGAAGAGUGAUGUUGUAGAAAAUGAUGUGAGAAGAGUCAACGUGGAGCACCAGGUUGAAAUCGAUCCAGAUGUAACUGAGUCAAAUGUCCUUCAUGUUAAGAAUCUGAGCUUCAAGACAACUGAUGAGAGUUUGAAGAAGCAUUUGACUGAACUGGUGAAGCAGGGAAAGAUUCUGAGUGUCAAGAUAAUAAAGCAUGUAAAGAAUGGGAAGAAUCUUUCAAGCGGUUAUGGUUUUGUAGAAUUCGACUCUGUAGAGACAGCCAUCAGUGUCUACAGAGAUCUACAGGGAACUGUUCUGGAUGGGCAUGCUUUGAUCUUGAGAUUCUGUGAAAACAAGCGGAGUGACAAGGUUGGAAAAGAUUCAGCCAAGGACAAAACUUCGACAAAGUUACAUGUGAAAAAUGUAGCUUUUGAGGCAACCAAGAAUGAAUUAAAACAGCUAUUCAGUCCAUUUGGACAGAUCAAGAGUCUGAGGCUUCCAAAGAGGAAUAUUGGGCAAUAUGCGGGUUUUGCUUUUGUUGAAUUCGUGACAAAGCAAGAAGCCUUGAACGCUAAAAAAGCAUUAUCAAGCACACAUUUCUACGGACGCCAUUUGGUGCUCGAGUGGGCGAAUGAUGACAAUAGCAUGGAAGCGAUCCGGAAGCGUUCUGCUGCCAAGAUGGACCAAGAAAACGAUAAUGCAAAGAAAAGGAAAAGCUUGAAAGUUGUUGAUGAAAGCAGAAUGAAGUUUGAGAGAAUAGCUGAGUAGUAGAGUCGCCUUCUUCUAUAGUUGGUAUUGACACAUGGUGUUAUAUAUAAGUCGCUACUGUGGUUCUUCUCCAUGGUUUAAAAUUUUGAUGUCUACUGGUUAAUUUAUAUGUUAUAUACAGAUGCUUCUUUCAACAAAGUUUAUAGAAGAAAUUAUUUUCAAUUA
This is a messenger RNA of Capsella rubella, 2887 nucleotides long. Its product is annotated as multiple RNA-binding domain-containing protein 1. The coding region runs from base 239 to 2722 and encodes 827 amino acids. Gene Ontology annotation, molecular function: RNA binding. Gene Ontology annotation, biological process: positive regulation of mRNA splicing, via spliceosome. The record is from RefSeq and is a predicted model, not a curated record. Lineage: Eukaryota; Viridiplantae; Streptophyta; Magnoliopsida; Brassicales; Brassicaceae. Gene Ontology annotation, cellular component: spliceosomal complex. The transcript has 15 exons.